This is a messenger RNA of Phragmites australis (common reed), 471 nucleotides long. Its product is annotated as protein BZR1 homolog 3-like. Bases 1 to 471 code for a protein of 156 amino acids. Gene Ontology annotation, biological process: brassinosteroid mediated signaling pathway; DNA-templated transcription. The transcript has 2 exons. Lineage: Eukaryota; Viridiplantae; Streptophyta; Magnoliopsida; Poales; Poaceae. Gene Ontology annotation, molecular function: DNA-binding transcription factor activity. The record is from RefSeq and is a predicted model, not a curated record.
AUGGUGGAGCCGCUGGCGGGGAUGAGGGGGUGCAUCCGCUCGACGCAGGGGCCGUGGACGGUGCGCCGGCGGGACCGGGGCGGCGGGGUGACCACGUCGCUGAGGCACCCGACGCCCCGGGAGCGGGAGAACAACCGGCAGCGCGAGCGGCGGCGGCGGCAGGUGGCCGCCAGGAUCUACGCCGGCCUGCGCGCCCACGCCGGGUACACGCUGCCCAAGCACGCUGACCAGAACGACGUGCUCCGGGCGCUCUGCGCCGAGGCCGGCUACCACGUCGACGACGAGGGCAACGUCACGAUCCUCCAGCCUCCCGACGGCGCCGCAGGCCCUAGCAGCAGCUCCGGUCAUCAGAAGCCUUCCUCCUACAGUGGAACAACAGAGGCAGUGACUCUGCAGCAGCAGCAGCAGCAGCAUAGGGAGGAGGAAGUGAAGCUGUCACUCGAGCUCACCCUUUCUUUCACCUACAUGUAA